GCAAGAACAUUCGCACGCAACUCCCGCCCGUCGUCAUGACUCUGGUAGCUUAUCAAUAUACGUGCGGUUAACCCCCAGAAAGUGCGAUGCGACCAACAUUCAGACCGACACGUGAUGCAUCACAUGUGGCAGUAGCCGGUAAACUGGCCAGUCUUUUUUACGCACCGAUAUUCGAUUGCAAACAAGUUUAUAUCCUUAUUGCUAAUGGCUGCCGAAGUGUAGCCGGGGGCGUGAAUGACUGCUGCCUACGUAAGCGCGCACAUGAUGCCGACAGAGGUCGUGUGGCACACCCAAUUCAACCCACGUUCACCCACACUUCAUAUCCAUAACUAUGAGUUGAAGCUCGCACCGCUCACCACACUCGCACACGCUGCCACAAUGGAGCUACCGUAUCGCACACGCGUUGAGAGGUGGAUGCAAGAUCAGCCGCCACCCGCCGUCGAGGCGUCGCAAGCACAAGCGGGACAACCUGAAGCUCAAGAAGCGGCUUUCGAUAAUGGGAGUGAGGCUGACACUGUUAAAGCGCCGUCGGAGGGUACAUCCGCAUCCUACACACCCCAGUUCACCCAUGAUGAUGGAGAAGGAACCACGGAAAGCAUAGCGUCCUGCACUGCAGACCACGUCUCUGAUCGAAGUUCCGAUGAGGAAAGCGAGUUCGACGGUUUCGGUGAAGUAGAAAAUGAUGAGGAUCCAGUGGUAGGCAGUGAUUUCAGUCACUACACUGCGGAGCCCACCACAGACCCUGCCGAUGAUGAUUAUGCGGAUGACAAGCCCAUUCGUACUAAGUUUGGAGACAAGCUUCACCGCAUGAUGAACUUGCACAAGGCUGUCGGAGGUGAGCUUAGCGAUCUUCUGGAGCGUCGCUUGCAGCCAAAGGCGAUCGUAAGAGGUGUGUGGCAGACCAAGGACCUCUCCUCAUGGGGCAACCAUCUCCUGCGCGCCUACUGCCUUCUGUUCGCGCUGGACGUCACUGUCAAGGAGGUCAACGGGGUCUUGGGGUCGAUCUUCGACAGACGCAUGCUUAAUACUAAAGGCGAUCCUUCCCGCGAGGCCGCAACCAAGGCAGAGGUUCGCGAGGCAUUCGAAACGUUCAGGCAUAUGGGCAGGAACUUUGUGGAGAAGCCAGAGCCGGCUGCUCAGGGGUUGUAUUGGGCCAACUAACUGCUUCCCGUUACU
This is a messenger RNA of Baudoinia panamericana UAMH 10762, 1176 nucleotides long. RefSeq lists its product as uncharacterized. The record is from RefSeq and is a predicted model, not a curated record. Bases 235 to 1161 code for a protein of 308 amino acids. The transcript is spliced from 2 exons. NCBI's taxonomy places the organism in Eukaryota, Fungi, Ascomycota, Dothideomycetes, Mycosphaerellales, Teratosphaeriaceae.